CGGCCGGCCGCGCGUGCUCGCGCCGUCCGCCCACCCACUGGCUGGCCACAGCUCCCCGCCGCGUCGCGCGAGGCCCGCGCCCCCGCCUCCCCAAUCCCGUGGUGACAACCCAUCGCCGCCAUGGGCCUCGGCCUGCAGCCAGCGGCCAGCCCUCGUUUUCUAUCUAUCUGCAACAACCCGCCGGGGCGUCGCGGCUUGGACGCUACUACUAGUACGCUGCCAAACAGCGGAGCAGAGCAAAGUGCAGCGCGGCGCAGUGCAGAGCGACCCCUCUCGGAGCAGAGCGUGCGCGCUUGCUCCACCCCCUCCUCUCUCUCGUCUCUCCCCCGGUCUAUCGAGCCAUGGCGGCCCGCUGCGGGAGCCUCCCCCUGGUCGCCGUGCUGGUCGCGUUGCUCUGCCGCGCCGAGGCGGCGGUGAGGGAGCUCAAGGUCGGGUACUACGCCGAGACGUGCCCGGAGGCCGAGGGCAUCGUCCGGGAGGUCAUGGCGCGCGCGCGCGCCCGCGAGGCCCGCAGCGUCGCCUCCGUCAUGCGCCUCCAGUUCCACGACUGCUUCGUCAACGGGUGCGACGGGUCGGUGCUGAUGGACGCCACGCCGACGAUGCCCGGCGAGAAGGACGCGCUGUCCAACAUCAACUCCCUGCGCUCGUUCGAGGUCGUCGACGAGAUCAAGGAGGCGCUGGAGGAGCGCUGCCCCGGCGUCGUCUCCUGCGCCGACAUCGUCAUCAUGGCCGCCCGCGACGCCGUCGUCCUGACCGGUGGGCCCAGCUGGGAGGUGCGGCUCGGGCGCGACGACAGCCUGACGGCGAGCCAGGAGGACUCGGACAGCAUCAUGCCGAGCCCGCGCGCCAACGCCAGCGCGCUCAUCCGCCUCUUCGCGGGGCUCAACCUCAGCGUCACCGACCUCGUCGCGCUCUCCGGCUCGCACUCCAUCGGCGAGGCUCGCUGCUUCUCCAUCGUCUUCCGCCUCUACAACCAGUCCGGCUCCGGCCGCCCCGACCCCCACAUGGACGCCGCCUACCGCUGCGCGCUCGACGCGCUCUGCCCCAAGGGCGGCGACGAGGAGGUCACGGGCGGCAUGGACGCCACCCCGCGCGCCUUCGACAACCAGUACUUCAAGGACCUCGUCGCCCUCCGCGGCUUCCUCAACUCCGACCAGACGCUCUUCUCCGACAACGCCAGGACCCGCCGCGUCGUCAAGCGCUUCAGCAAGGACCAGAACGCCUUCUUCAGGGCCUUCGCCGAGGGGAUGAUCAAGAUGGGCGAGCUGCAGAACCCCAGGAAGGGGGAGAUACGGCGUAACUGCCGCGUCGCCAACAACUCGCCGGCGACGACACCCAAGGAGGUGGCGGCGUACCGCGUCAUGGACUUCUGAUCGAGCUCCGGCUGGAUUACUGUUUCAGAAGAGAUCGUCGAGCUCUGAUAUGGUGGUACUAAUAUGUUGACAAGGUUUUUGAUCGUGUGUAAGUCCUGCCUGCACCUACCUAUGAUUGUGGUGCGCGAGCUUUUGUGCUCAUUGCUGAUGUCGGAAAUAAUUGAGAUAGUGUGCCUAUAUACAUGAUAAGGGUAGCUUAGCCGAAAAUUGCCUCAUGUGAUUUAGGUCAUUCUGCUGACCAGUUUUAUUCACAAAACAAAUAAUUAAAUGGGUUGCACAUAGAGCGCACGUGCA
This is a messenger RNA of Setaria italica (foxtail millet), 1667 nucleotides long. Its product is annotated as peroxidase 17. Gene Ontology annotation, molecular function: peroxidase activity; heme binding. Bases 342 to 1373 code for a protein of 343 amino acids. The transcript has 3 exons. Gene Ontology annotation, biological process: hydrogen peroxide catabolic process; response to oxidative stress. The record is from RefSeq and is a predicted model, not a curated record. Lineage: Eukaryota; Viridiplantae; Streptophyta; Magnoliopsida; Poales; Poaceae.